Heterostelium album PN500 is the source of this 495-nucleotide messenger RNA. RefSeq lists its product as uncharacterized. NCBI's taxonomy places the organism in Eukaryota, Evosea, Eumycetozoa, Acytosteliales, Acytosteliaceae. The record is from RefSeq and is a predicted model, not a curated record. The transcript has 3 exons. Bases 1 to 495 code for a protein of 164 amino acids.
AUGAGUGCAACAAAUAAUCACUCAAUGGCAAAACUGUUAAUGGAAAAAAAUGAUUUAGAAAGAAUAAGACAGAUUUAUGGUUCAAGACGACAGCAGGUUCAACAAACCACACAAACAACUAGUGAUGUUGUAAAUGAAAUAGAUGAAUAUAAUGGAAAUGACGAAGCGAUUGCUAAUAUAAUUUUGUCAAGUAGAUUACUAUCAGAUGAUAUAUCACAAAGCGAUGUAUGUGAUGAUCAAGACACCAUCGAUGGAGUUUCCACAAUAGAAGAGAAUGAUGAUGUUUCACACCAAGAUUGUUUCGUAAUUGUCAUGGGCACCACACAAAUCAGUGUCGAGCAACAACUCCAAUUACAGCAACUACAACCACAGCAACAACAACAACGAACUUCUGAAAUACAACAAAGACAAACAACACAAAGAGAGAGAAGAAUUAUCGAUCCAUCUGAUGUUCGCCCAUCGUUAUUCGAAAAAGGACAAAAAGGUCUUUGUUAA